This is a messenger RNA of Columba livia (rock pigeon), 5489 nucleotides long. It is a transcript of the gene RASGRP1, whose product is annotated as RAS guanyl releasing protein 1. Gene Ontology annotation, molecular function: guanyl-nucleotide exchange factor activity; calcium ion binding. Gene Ontology annotation, biological process: Ras protein signal transduction; positive regulation of GTPase activity. Gene Ontology annotation, cellular component: plasma membrane. Bases 283 to 2511 code for a protein of 742 amino acids. The record is from RefSeq and is a predicted model, not a curated record. Lineage: Eukaryota; Metazoa; Chordata; Aves; Columbiformes; Columbidae. The transcript is spliced from 17 exons.
CCGACAUGGGAACCUUAGGGAAGAGGAGAGAAAACCAGUGAGUUCCUCGUUGCUGUUUUAUUCUCCUGCGGCGGCGGCGGGACGGUGGCUCGCCGCGGGGCAGGCUGCGGUCGGCAGCAGCGGCUUUCGGGACAACACGGCGCCGAGCCCAAGAGCUUGACGUGCCCCCGGGGCGGUGGGGACAGGCAACCUGCCCAAGCAUGCAGCACUGCCCCUGAACCAGCGCUUGAGCUGAAGCAGAUCAGUCAUUGUCCCAGCCUUUCAAAUCUCACCCAGGGCACGAUGGUACCACUGGGGCACUUAGCCAAAGGGGCCACUUUGGAAGAUCUUCUUGAAACCUGCAUUCAGUCUUUUGAUUUAGAAGGAAAUGCAUGUCAGAACAACCAGCUGCUAAAGAUAAUUCUGACCAUGCAUCAGUUUAUCAUCUCAUCUGCAGACAUGCUUCAGAAACUCAUUGAUCUCUAUCUUAAUGCUUUAGAAAAGAAAUCUUCCAUGCUGUGUGUGAAGAUAUGCUAUUUUGUGAGGUACUGGAUCACAGAAUUCUGGGUUAUGUUCAAAAUGGACUCUAAACUAUCCACAACUAUGGAGGAAUUUCAAGAACUGGUUAAAGCUAAUGGUGAGGAGUUACACUGUCGUCUAAUUGACACAACUCAAAUAAAUUCUAGGGAUUGGUCUAGAAAGCUGACACAGCGUGUAAAGGCCAACACCAGUAAGAAACGGAAAGUCUCGCUUCUUUUUGACCACCUUGAGCCAGAGGAGCUGUCAGACCACCUUACCUAUCUUGAAUUUAAGUCUUUCAGAAGAAUAUCAUUCUCAGAUUAUCAGAACUACAUUGUGAAUAGUUGUGUGAAGGAGAAUCCAACCAUGGAAAGAUCAAUUGCCCUUUGCAAUGGUGUGUCUCAGUGGGUGCAGCUAAUGGUUCUCAGCAGACCGACACCACAGCUUCGGGCUGAAGUGUUCAUCAAGUUCAUUCAUGUUGCACAGAAGCUCCACCAGCUGCAGAAUUUCAAUACAUUGAUGGCAGUGAUAGGAGGUCUCUGUCACAGUUCCAUUUCCAGACUCAAGGAAACAAGCUCAUGCAUUCCUCAUGAUGUAAUUAAGGUGUUUAAUGAAAUGACGGAACUGCUUUCAUCUUACAGAAAUUAUGACAGUUACCGACGGGCCUAUAACGAGUGCACUAACUUUAAGAUUCCAAUCCUUGGGGUCCACCUGAAAGACUUGAUAUCACUUUAUGCAGGCAUGCCAGACUACUUAGAGGACAAGAAAAUUAACAUAUACAAACUAUACUCUCUGUAUAACCACAUAAAUGAGCUGAUACAACUCCAGGAAAUGCCACUUCCCCUGGAGGCUAAUAUGGACCUUGUUCAUUUGCUUACACUGUCCCUUGAUCUUUACUACACAGAAGAUGAAAUUUAUGAGCUUUCGUAUGCACGAGAGCCACGAAGUCACCGAGCUGCCCCUUUGACACCUUCCAGACCACCAGUAGUUGCAGACUGGGCCUCAGGAGUAGCCCCAAAACCUGAUCCAAAAACUGUCAGCAAACAUGUUCAGAGGAUGGUAGACUCUGUCUUCAAAAAUUAUGACCAUGAUCAGGAUGGAUACAUUUCCCAGGAAGAAUUUGAAAAGAUAGCUGCCAGUUUUCCAUUCUCAUUUUGUGUAAUGGCUAAGGACUGGGAAGGUCUGAUUAGCAGGGAUGAAAUAACAGCUUACUUUAUGAGGGCUAGCUCAAUCUAUUCUAAAUUAGGACUUGGCUUUGCUCACAGCUUUCAAGAGACUACCUACCUAAGGCCUACUUUCUGCGACAACUGUGCUGGAUUUCUAUGGGGAGUCAUUAAACAAGGAUACAGAUGCAAAGACUGUGGAAUGAACUGUCACAAGCAAUGCAAAGACCUGGUUGUGAUAGAGUGCAAGGGAAGACCCAAAACUUCAGUUGCAGACAACAGCCCAACAUCUGCUCUUGCUUCAAGCCUCUGCCCAGUAGGAGUCAAAGAGCAAUUCCAAGUUCAAGAAGAAGGACCGUUCACAUUUCCGAAUGGAGAAGUAGUGGAACACAAUGAAGACAGCAAGGAUCGAACCAUUAUGCUCAUGGGCUCCUCAGCUCAGAAAAUCUCAGUGAGACUGAAACCAGCUGUGGUUCAUACAGGUACACAGACUGAUCUUGUACUGCUGGCUGGUGAAGUAUCUCGUAGGCAGAGAGAGAAGAAAGAACACAGGACGACAGAAAGUCCUUAUCUCCAGGCGGCUCCAACAUCCCAUUGGCCAAGCCCGCUUCUAGGCCGCAAAAAGGCAUAUGUUAAAUGGGAAAACAAGGACUCCAGUCAGAAAAUUAAGGAGGAGCAUCACAGCUGUAAAUCCUCAUACCAGGAACUCGAGCAGGAAAGAAAUAUUCUUAAGGCAAACAAUGAAAGUUUAAAGAUCCAACUGGAACAGGCACAUAAAACAAUUGAAUCUCUCACAAUCCAGAGAAGAAACCACAUAGUCAACAACCUACAGCACAGAGACGGCUCCUAGCAGAGAAGAGAGGAAAUCUCCUAUGGAAGAAUAUAAGACUGAAGGAGGGGUUGUGACAAAGCUGCUUUACCAAGUGAACUGGAGGGAGAGCCUGAAGGAUGUUAAACAGGAAUAUUCUCUUUACUCAUCAUAUUUCCAUAUCAAAAAUACACUCCAAAAUGCGUAAAUCAAUUCCUUUGACUUUUUAAGGAAAUUUAGCAUUAUCUGUGCAGUAAAAAUAGUAACUUCUGGGUUUGCUUUUGCAAGGAGCGACACUGUUGCGGAAGUUUCUGUUCAUGAUGAAGACCAUGUAGAUUCUCCAGUGACUUGGCUGCCCACAGCACACUUACUCUGCAAGUGUUCCGACAAAGUAGCUAUUCACAAGAUUGCGUAACCUCAGAUUUGGCCCAAAUUCAGGUCUGUAGAAACAAGUGUUUGAUAAAGCUGUAGAAAUAUUCCAUUAAGAGAAACAGCUCCUUCUUAUUGGGGCUGAAACCAUUUAAAAUUGUGAACUGUCAUCCUUAUUUCCUAACUUUAACAAGAACAUUAAAAUAAAUGGUUAAGCUAAUGACAUUUGAUUCUUAGACUUAAGAUAAACUGACAUUUUUUUGAAAACUCUUUCAGAGCUUUGGAAGUCCUGCUCCUCAAACCCUUACUUAAGGUAAAAUAGAUAAGAUUAUGGAGAAUUUACAUGGAAUAGUUUCCAUUUUUGUGUUGCAUGCCACAGCUUUGAACACUUAGCACCACUUAUUUGGCUUAAGGUAUAACUUGUUGUCCACAUACAGUAGACAUGAGAUAAGGUUGAUUAUUUCUUUCCUACAUCCAAGUGGACGCCAUUGUUGAGCAGAACCCUGAGAGCCAUAUUAUGAGGGAAACUGUAGAGUAAUUCCAGUGGAACAGUUACUGUAUUCCAGAGCUCCUAACAUCUUCUGAUUCUAACCAGGUUUUCUCAGUUUUCUCUCUCCUAAAUUUCACAUGCACUUUAGGUAAAGAGUCAAGAUGAGUGUGCUUUUCUGUGUGUAUAUUUUGUAUAGUAAAAAGGUGCUGGGGAGGUAACUUGGUGUUCUUAUUGUUAAGAGACAACAAAACAGUCUUUCAAGUUACUGAUAAAUCUACUUGUCAUUUAAAAAUUGCAUUUGCAUUCUAAGAGAAUCUGUACAUUUAUAGUUGUAAAAAAACUUGCAUUUAUUAAACAGGGAUUUGUCAUCACACAUUUAAAGUCAGAAACUUAUAACUUUGAUAUAUUUAUCUGCAAAGUCCACUUAAUACUCCUCAGAACUUGUAAGUUACAAGUCCAUUAUACAUAAAUUGAAAUUUAGUAUGUGUGCUUUGUGUUCAAUGGUAUAAAUGUAUGUUCCAUCCACAAUUUACAGUCAUUAUCCAGUAUAUGAAUACUUUAUUUAUAAACAAAAUCCAUUUGAAAUUACUUGACAGUUUAGUGAUUCUGAAUUGUUGUUCUGAACUUGGAUUGUGCUUGCAUCUCCACGUAUUGGUAAAAACAAAUAGAGGGAAAUAGUAAUAGCAGUAGAUUUUCUGUUACCUUACUGUAAAUAACUGAAAUGCAUAGACAAAAAAUCAGCAGCGGUGAAGACCGCAGCUUUUUUUCCUCAUACACUAAACCCGAAUUAUAAAUAAUUAACAUGGAAUUGCACUUUGAUCCAUGAAGCAAUUGCAAUGGCUUUCAGAUCAUGUCUGCAAACUUGCUUUGCCCAUUUUCUGUAAGUUUCUUGAUUUUGUCUUCUCUUCAGGGAACUACAGCAAAACAUAUUUCUAACAGGCAUUUAGCAAAUAAAAGUCUGUUUCUGCAACAAUUAAAAUAAACAAGAUAAAAGCUGAAUAUGUUUUCACAUAUUUUGAAAAUACCCUGAAAGAAGGGCUAAGACUCAUCUUGUGCAGCUACGACAAUUGCUUGCUUGUGGUCUAAACUCUGGAUUCUAAUAGUAUUUGUGUGUAUGCAUAUACUGUCUGUGCUGGGGGGGGUGGAGAUCAUGAACAAACUCCUACUUAAGAAGAAAAUUAUCUAUCAGGAGCUGUCCCAAAGGCUACUGUGUUACUAGCUUGAGUACUUAAUACUCAACAAUGAGUUAUGACCAUGGAUUUGUACAGUCUUAAAUGCUCACAGUAUUCCCUCUGUGUUGUCUGCUUGUUCCUACAAACAAAUUACUUCCAAGGCAUCUGUUUGCAGGAAUGUCUUACAGAACAAGUAUGUGGUGCUUUGCGUAUGCUGCAAACUUUCUGCUUCAAAACAGGCAGUUGGUACCUGGAGAAUUUCAGAGUUCUCGGAGUACCUUCAGGUUCUCUGUUUGCCCAAAGCCCCUUACAGUUUUUUUUUUUAAGUGGUUGCGGUGCCUUCUUACUUCUUUUGGGAUUUCUUUUUGCCACAUGAAAGACUCAUAGCAGAAACUGACUACAAGGAUAGUGCUAAAACUGACAAAGCUACUGAACAAAAAUCACACACAUCUGUAUUAGUCUUUGAGCUGCUUUAUGCUAGGAAAAAAGAUACAAUUAAACUGCUAAGUGCUGUUUAAAGUCAUAUUAGCAAACACUGAUCUUGAAUUUAUCUUGUCAUGGCCACUGUAAAUGAAAAGCACUCACCUUUACUCCUCUGGGCUCAGCUAUGUUUCUUGUACCUACAGGAAGUAAGGAAAAACAAGUGUCCCCACCCCUCCCAAUUACUGUUUAAUUUUUAAGUGUGAAUUCUGAUUGUUUAAAGAUACAAGUAAAUAGGUUGAGUAAUGUCACAAUUAACAAGGCAUGACUACUGUUCAUAUUCAGAUUAAACACAACUGCCUGUAGAGUAGCUCAUAUAUGUAUUUUGGAAAUACAUUUUUGUACAGCAGCAAUCUUAUUUUGUUGUAACUGAUCUCUAUGGUAACUUGAAAAAAAUUUUGGUUUAAUGUUGUUGGAGAAGAUUGAAAAACUGUACAGAUUGUAAAGACUUUAUAUAAAUUGUAAGAUUUUGGGUUAAUAUUUAUAAUAGAAAAAAUAUUAAAAUUGCA